AUGGCAGUUACACAGGAUGUUCACAAAGUCGACUGGAAACUCGGUCGUUCAGAUGACAACUCAGAUUUUAGCUCACAUACAUUGGCCAAGCCUUCAUCAAAUUCCAAGGUUCGAUUUUCUUCACCUGAAGACUUUGUGCGUAAAUCAGGCGGUGUUAGAAUAAUCGAGAAGAUUCUGAUCGCGAACAAUGGUAUAGCAGCUGUGAAAUGUAUGCGUUCUUUACGAAAAUGGUCAUAUGCUACAUUCGGCAGUUCCGAUGUUUUACGUUUCGUAUGUAUGGCAACACCAGAAGAUAUACAAGCUAAUGCUGAAUAUAUCAAAAUGGCGAAUAAAAUGGUUCUGGUACCAGGUGGUUCCAAUGUAAAUAAUUACGCUAAUGUUGAACUAAUUCUACAAACUGCUGUAACUAAUGAAGUUGAUGCUGUGUGGGCUGGUUGGGGUCAUGCAUCGGAAAAUCCUCAAUUGCCUGAUGUGCUCAGUAAACAUAAUAUUGCAUUUCUUGGCCCAUCGCAUCAGGCUAUGUGGACACUUGGUGACAAGGUUGCUUCUACAAUACUUGCUCAAAGUGCUCAUGUACCCACUCUUCCUUGGAGUGGUUCUGAUCUAACUAUAUCACUUGAUCGAUCUGUCAAUGGUCACUGUUCUAAUAACGAACCAGAAACAAAUGAUAAUUUAACACUGAAUAUGGUAAAAUCUACUGGCCUACCACAGAGAUCAUCAUCUGUAUAUUCUCGUCUAAUAUCUGAAGAUUUAUAUCGUUCUGGUUGUGUGACAGAUUUGUCAAGUUGUUUGAAAUGUGCUGAUAAAAUAGGCUAUCCAGUAAUGAUUAAAGCUUCUGCUGGUGGUGGGGGUAAAGGAAUUAGAAAAGCGUUAACUAGUGCAGAUAUUGAACGUGUUUUUCCUCAAGUACAAGCUGAAGUACCCGGUUCACCUAUUUUUGUCAUGAAAUGUGCAACAUCUGUUCGUCAUUUAGAAGUACAAAUACUAUGUGAUAUAUAUGGUCAAGCAAUUAGCAUGUUUGGUCGUGAUUGUUCAGUUCAACGAAGGCAUCAAAAAAUUAUUGAAGAAGCACCUAUUAUUGUAGCUCCAAAAGAAAUUAUUGAAAAAAUGGAACAAGCUGCUGUACGUCUUUGUAAAUUAGUUAGUUAUGUUAGUGCUGGUACUGUGGAAUAUCUAUACGAUCCAGAUUCAAAUCAAUUUUAUUUCUUAGAGUUAAAUCCACGACUUCAAGUUGAACAUCCGUGUACAGAAGUAGUUGCUGAAGUGAAUUUACCAGCUUGUCAACUACAAAUUGCUAUGGGUAUACCUUUACAUCGUAUCAAAGAUAUUCGUGAACUUUAUCUAGCUUCUCCAUGGUCUGAUUCAAUUAUUGACUUUAAUGAUUCAACUAUUAAUCGUCGUCCACCUAGUUGCUAUGUCAUUGCUGCUCGUAUUACAAGCGAAGAUCCUGAUGAAGGUUUUAAACCACGUCCUGGUGGUGUAAGGGAAUUAAAUUUUCGAAGUAAUCAAUCAGUUUGGGGAUAUUUCAGUGUUAGUAGUGCAGGUGGUAUACAUGAAUUUGCUGAUUCUCAAUUUGGUCAUAUAUUCUCAGCAGGUGAGAAUAGAGAACAUGCACGCGAGAAUAUGGUUCUAGCAUUAAAGGAAUUAUCUAUUCGUGGUGAUUUUAGAACUACAGUUGAGUAUCUUAUCAAAGUGAUGGAAUCUGAAGCUUUUAUGAAUCACAAGAUUAAUACAGAAUGGUUAGAUGCACGAAUAGCACAAAAUGAUCAAGUUGAAAAACCAGAUAUUCUACUUGGUGUUAUAUGUACUGCUUUACAUAUUGCAGAUAAUUGUUUAAAACAGUUAUUUCUUAAUUAUGAAUUACAUUUAGAAAGAGGUCAAUUUCUACCCUCAAAAACUCUGACAAAUAGUGUUGACGUAACUCUGGUAUCAGAUUCUACGAAAUAUGAUGUUAAAGUUCUACGUACUGGACCAUCGAACUUUAGUCUUAUCUGUUGUGAUACUGUAUUAGAUUUCGAAGUGCAUCGUGUACCUGGUGAUGGUUUAUUAAUUUGUCAUGAAGCUGCUAGCUAUAUGACUUAUUGUCAUGAAGAAUCUCAAGGUUACCGCACGGUAAUUAACAAUCGUACGAUGAUGUUGUGUAAAGAAACUGAUCCAACUGUUUUACGAUCUCAUUCUGCUGGAAAACUUCUUCAAUAUUGUGUUACUGAAGGAUCACAUGUUUGUGCAAAUGAAGUAUAUGCUCUUAUUGAAGUAAUGAAAAUGAUAUUUGAACUACGUGUUCCAACAUCAGGUAUUAUCACUUUGAAACGUAUUCCUGGAGCUAUUCUUGAACCUGGUACAGAAUUGGCUCGUAUUGAAUUAGAUGAAUCGAGUCAAUUGAAACCUUUACAAAUAUUCAAUGGUCCCUUCACUUUACCUACUGAAUACAGUGGUGAUAUUAGUCAAUCAUCUUCAUCAUCAUCAUCAUCAUAUUCUCGAAAAUUAUUGUUUCUUCCACAAUCUAAUAUGGUUUAUUCAUCUACAAAUAAUAUUUAUCAAUCAUCUACACAAUCAAUUGAAGAGAUCAAAUCAAAUAUUCCUCAGCAUUUAAUUAAUGAUUGGAAAUGUCUUAAUACAAAAUCAAAUUGUCUAAUUGAUUCAUUAUCAUCUAAUAACAAUGGUAUUAGUACUGGUUCAAAUGACGAUUCAAUGUGUAUGCUUACGAAUUCAUUAUCAUCGAAUUCAGCUUCUUCAACUACAAAUGGAAAAUUACAUUUACAAUUUACUCAAUUAUUAGCAUCAUUAGAACAAAUUUUAUUUGGUUAUUGUUUAUGUGAACCAUAUUUUAGUAAAUCAUUAAUGAAAACUUUAAAUCAAUUUCUUACAUUGUUAUAUAAUCCACGUUUACCACUUCAUGAAUUACAAGAUACAUUAGCACAUUUAAAAGGUCAAUUACCACCGAACAUGGAAAAAUCUUUACGUCAUCAUGCUAAACUAUAUGCAGAUCAAGCUACAUCUGUAUUAGCUAAUUUUCCUUCAGAAGCAAUUUUACAAAUAACAGAUGAAUAUUUAAAACAAAUUAAUCCUGGACAAUCAACAGAUUGUUCUGUACUAGAAUUUCAACGUAUUACUCAACGUUUAAUUGAUUUAGCAGAACGUUAUAAACAUGGUCUUCGUGGUCAUACUGUUCGUGUUAUCUCUCAAUUAUUUAUGGGUUAUGUUGUUAUUGAAAAACAUUUUCAACAUGGUCAAUAUGAUAAAUGUAUACGUCAUUUAUUAGCUAAAUGUCAAGGUUCAACUCUAUGGGGUAAUGCACCAAAAUCUGGUAUAUGUCCUGGUGAAAAUACAAUUAUUGAAGAUGAUUUAUUAAAUAAUUUUACUUAUCAUUUAGUUCCAUUUAAUUUUCGUAAUUUAAUUCAACCAAAUUCUAUUACAGAUAUUGUUUCAGUGAUAUUUUCACAUAGACAAUUAACUAUGAAAAAUGUACUCAUUAUAAAUCUUAUUCAUUCAUUAGCUGAAAGACGUGAAUUAUGUAUGACUGAUCAUUUACAAAGUUGUUUAAAAGCAUUAACUGAAUUAGGUGGUUCAAGAAAUUCUAAAGUGGCAUUAGCAGCUCGUCAAUUACUUAUUUCUGUUCAAACACCAUCAUAUGAAUUAAGACGAAAUCAAGUUGAAUCAAUUUUCUUGUCUGCAGUGGAUACAUUUGGUCAACAAGUACAUCCGGAAUUAUUAUUACAAUUGAUUAAUUCUGAAACAGUUAUAUUUGAUAUUUUAACAGAUUUUUUUUAUCAUCCAAAUCAUGCUGUGGCAAGUGCUGCAUUAGAGGUUUAUAUUAGACGUUCAUAUACAGCAUAUGAAUUAACCGGUGUUCAUCAUUUUCAAUUAUCUUGUAGUAGUUCAUUCUUUACAUUCAGAUUUUUGUUACCAAAUGAAUUUGUUUCUAAUUCUUCAAGUGUUCAUAAUAGACGUCCUUCAGAUUAUCAAAGAAAUCAUAAUUUAGAACAUUCAAUUGAUUCUCCAAUAGUUGAAAAUAUUCCAACUUAUCAUAUAUCUUCAACAUUAUUCAAUGUAAAUAAUUCUGAUUCACAAGAUUAUACUACUUCAUCAGAUACCACCUCUAUUACGAAUCAAAAAUCAACAAUGAUGAAUAAUUUUCAAAGUAUGAUUGAUAUUGAUACUACUCCUUUAUCUGGUGAACGUAUGGGUGGUAUGACAGCAUUCAAUUCUUUAAGUGAUUUGGAAGAAUCAUUCGAUGAAUUAAUUAGAUUAUUCAAUUCCGCUUGUAAAGAAGCUAAAAGUAUUCAUACUUCAUUAUCUGAACCAAUAUUUGAUUAUUCUCGUCAAUUCACUUCUGAUAUUGUUCAUCAAAAAUCACAGAAUAAUCUUACUCAUAAUAAUAUUUCAAAUAAUGAAACAAAAUUGAUCAGUUUUCAAGAUCCACCUUAUCAUACAGCUAAGUUAUUUUAUAUUGAGUUUGAUGAACUUAAAUUAAUAAUGUAUACUACUUAUUACGAUCGUAAUCCAUGUAACACUAUUCAUUUAAAACAAUGA
Messenger RNA from Schistosoma curassoni, 4533 nucleotides. The record is from the annotation of a GenBank genome assembly. NCBI's taxonomy places the organism in Eukaryota, Metazoa, Platyhelminthes, Trematoda, Strigeidida, Schistosomatidae.